AUGGGUAUAGAAGAUCAGAAGGAGGAGCGAGAAGUCCUCGAGUCGAUUUUUCCGGACGAGAUUACAGACCUCUCUGACACGUCAUACCGGAUAUCCAUAACGCUGGACCUACCCAGCGAGGGACACGGUGAAGACCCCGACCCUCCAGUCCUCUUACUCAACGUCACCUAUCCCGAAGCCUACCCAGAUGUCGGUCCUCAUCUGGACAUUACGUCGCCUCCCAAUGCGCCAAAGCAUCCGCAACUCGACGUCGCCGUGGACAAGGCACGACUCCUCGACGCUCUGCAGCCCACGAUAGAGGACUCGCUGGGCAUGGCCAUGGUGUUUACGCUGGUCACCACUCUCAAAGAGGCCGCGGAGGUGUUGAUCUCCGACCGGAUACGGCAGGCCGAGGAAGUCAAGGAGAUUGAGAUCCGGGAGAAGGAAGAGGCGGAGAACCGCAAAUUUCACGGCACCUUGGUCAACAGGGACAGGUUUCUGGAGUGGCGGGACAAGUUUCGCAAGGAGUUGGAGGAGAAGGAGCGCCGGGCGAAGGAGGAAGAGGAGGCCGAGGACAAGAAGAAGAAGGGAGGGAAGGUCGAGGAGAAGAGACUGACGGGGAAGCAGCUCUGGGAGAGGGGUCUGGUUGGGAAAGGUGACGAUGAGGACGUUGACGGAGAGGAUGCCGUUUCCGCGGUGGAAAAGCUCAAAGUGGACGACUGA
This is a messenger RNA of Fonsecaea nubica, 702 nucleotides long. RefSeq lists its product as hypothetical. Gene Ontology annotation, biological process: cytoplasmic translation. NCBI's taxonomy places the organism in Eukaryota, Fungi, Ascomycota, Eurotiomycetes, Chaetothyriales, Herpotrichiellaceae. Gene Ontology annotation, molecular function: protein binding. The record is from RefSeq and is a predicted model, not a curated record. Bases 1 to 702 code for a protein of 233 amino acids. The transcript is spliced from 2 exons.